Scleropages formosus (Asian bonytongue) is the source of this 897-nucleotide messenger RNA. Its product is annotated as endonuclease domain-containing 1 protein-like. The record is from RefSeq and is a predicted model, not a curated record. Bases 1 to 897 code for a protein of 298 amino acids. Lineage: Eukaryota; Metazoa; Chordata; Actinopteri; Osteoglossiformes; Osteoglossidae. Gene Ontology annotation, molecular function: hydrolase activity; metal ion binding; nucleic acid binding. The transcript has 2 exons.
AUGGGUCCUCUGGGCUCUUGGCUAUUGGUACUGCAACUCCUGGGUUGGGUGUGGGUGGGCCAAGCCGGCGUGGGCAACAGUUUCAAGGACUGCAGCCAGUUUCUGUUCAUGAGAACCCCCCCAGUGGGUUUCCGGGGUGGAGAACUGCGGCAGAUCUGCCAGCGCUACAACGAAAAGCCACGUUUUGCCACGCUGUACGACCGCAGCCGCCGCGUGCCCAUCUACUCGGCUUACACCUUCAAGAAGUCUGACGGCCAGGAAAGGAUGGACACACCCUGGAUGUAUGAGCCACAGUUGGCCUCGCAGGAAGAGAACAGCAACAUGAGAGUGCUACCACCUGCAGAGCAAAUGGACCCACUGAUCGAAGAGAGCCAGGCUGUCCUGCAGGACUUUACAGAUGCCGUAUUGUAUGAGCGGGGUGCACUCAACCCGGACCAGCACCAGUCCUCUAGUGAGGACAAGGCUGCUACCUAUACUCUGACCAAUCAUGUGCCUCUGGUUACCAUCUUCCUGGAGGAGUCUUGGACCGCCUAUGUUGACACUGUGCGCCAGCGGCUCAACAACUUCUGUCAUGGCAAGGCUUACGUGAUGACAGGUGUGGCAGUUUCUGGACUGAUGAUCCGCAGAGGGAACACUGACCGCUUGGCGGUCCCCAGGUAUCUGUGGUCGGCCUACUGUUGUCCUCGCUUCGAUAGGAAUUCACCUUAUGAGGUGCGCUUCAUGUUCCCCACCUAUGCUGCCUAUGGCAUCAACCAGGAGGUGGGGCACAGCGUUCAGGAGGUCCCACUCAAGACUCUGGAGAGCAAACUGAAGAACCAGACAAACGUGGAUCGAAACCUAUCGCUUUUUUACAAAGACUGCAUUGUGGAGAACAUUAUUAAGAGAAGGAAGAGAUAG